AGAGUCAGGGGCAGUGUGCGAGAAGGACGGGUCCAGGCAAGGCAUAGCAAUAUUCAUAUUUAGCAACAACAACAACAACCUUUAACGAAGAAAUAUUAUUAUUUCGUUAUGUGAGUAAAAGAUGGAUGAAAUGUGUGCCACCACACAGACACGGAUGAAAACACUGGACUCUGAUGUACAGGAUGUGGCCACGCUUCUCUGGAUGUAUGACAGAUAGUGAAGAAAGGGCAGGUCUAACUAAUCCAUCCUCCUCUUCCCAUCCUGCUACUGGCUGUCUGAAUCUGAUAUUUUCUUGCUGAAAGUAUUACAAUUAUAAAAAUAAUGUAGCAGAAAGCUUAGCCUUGAAGAUAUUUGACCUCUUUUAACUCCAUCUUGCGUGGGUCCGGUGCAUUUCAAGUCUUCAUUUUAGAUGGGGCUCCUGAGCACGACACUUAAGUUCACACUCAUUUGUAAAUGAUUAGACCAAUGUGCCGUGUUUGCCCCCAGUCAGUGACCCCAGCUGUGCAAUCACUUCAGCUUUCUGUCGUAUGUUUGAAGUGAUUUGAUUGACCAUCAGGAUGAACGGCUCUCUUUUAACCCCGCCCAGCCCGCGGGCGGCAAACUCCUCUCCUCUACCUCCUUCCCCCUCCCCGUCUCCAUCCCCUCCAUCUCCCUCCAUGCUGCCUAUGUCGCCCCGGCCGCCCCCUCUCCCCCCUCUGGUUAGCCCUCCACCACAAGCUCACCCAUCCUCCCUGUCAGACACCCCCACCCCCUCCCCCUCGCCCUGCCUGAGUUGGACCGAAUUCUGUGAGCUCCACGCCCGCGUUGCAGCCGGUGACUUUGCACGGCACUUUCGGGCUUUCCUCCUGGAGAACCCCCACUACUCUUCGGACUCGGCGUCCGCCUUCUGCCGGCGCUUUACCGACCGCUUCGUCCGUCACUUCCAGAGUGAGCUGGAGGGGGCGCUCCCGCCGAGCUGUGCUUCUGGGGACGACGACAUGGCGAGCUGGGCUCCCCAGUCAGACGCUACUUCCCUGGAAGAAGAAGCAGUCUCCCCUCUGUCGGCGACUGGGGCCGCUGUCCUCCCGUGCCCCCCCACCAACACAAUGCGGGCUUUAUCCAAGCCAGCACCGGCACGACUGGUGUUAGAGAACCGCGGUGGUGACAGGUUCCAAGAUUCCUACGCCCACACCCAAGUCCUGCCUCCAUCCUCAUCAUCGUCAUGCUGCUCCUCAGUGGGAGGCAACAAUGGGAGGCGUGAGGAGCGGGGUGCCAUGAUGGCUCCGGGGAACGGGGAAGCUCCAGUGGAGGAAGAGGAGGACAGCUGGUUAGGGGUGGCAUCUGUGGGGGAAGACGUGGAGCCAGAGGAGCAGGAGGCAGAGUUGGCGGAGGUGGAUGGUGCAGACCCCUCCUACACUAUUUCACCUUCCUCGUCCUCUCCCCCGCCCGGUAACAGUACGCCCAACUCCUCCAAAAACAAACUGAAGAAGCGCUUUUCUCUGCGGAGUGUGGGGCGUAGUGUGCGGGGGAGCGUGCGGGGCAUCCUGCACUGGCGAAGCUCCUCCAGCGACUCCUCCCAGAGCCAGCUGCCCUCCAGCUACAGCUACACCAUGGGCGUGCAGGAUGCCACGCUGGUGUCAAGCUCAAAGAGGAACUCUGGCACACAGCCUCCUACACCCACCUCCUCCAUGCCCGUUUCCCUCUCCAUGCCCCUCUCCCUUCCCCACUCCUCCUCCUCCUCGCUGCCGCCCUCAUCUUCAAGUAGCGCCACCUCUCUGUCUCUCUCUGAGGCGGCGAGGGAUCGGCGGCGGAGCAACGGCGAGGGAUGCGAGAAGGAAAAGUGGAGCCAUCGUCUUGAGAAGCUCAGACUGUCACGAUCCCCUCCCCCUCUCCUCACUCCGACCAACGCCGGCCCUCACUCCGGCUCCUCUACGCUGCCACCCAGCAGCGCCGCCGCAGCCGGCAUGGGACCCCCCAGGAAGGUGGGCCGGCUGGUGCGGGAGGGUGGGGUGAGUGUCAGUUCAUCCAAUGACGAGCUAAGCGGAAGCCACGGCUUCUCCGGCUUCUCCUUUGGGCUGCUGCACCACGGUACGGACAACAACAACGCUGCCUCUGGAUCCUCCGCUGCCGCUCAGGGGGGGGUGCAGCCGCUGGCCAGCGGGGGGAACGUCCCUUGGAGAGGAGGACGCUGGCAUAAGUGUCGUCUGGUCCUCAAAGAGAGGGACCGGGAAGGGGGGGAGCGAGGAGAGGAGUACUACCUGGAAUUCUUCAUUCCACCUAAAGUAAGUUUGGGAAAUUGA
Messenger RNA from Notothenia coriiceps (black rockcod), 2279 nucleotides. RefSeq names its product SH2B adaptor protein 1 (gene sh2b1). The transcript is spliced from 2 exons. Gene Ontology annotation, biological process: intracellular signal transduction. The record is from RefSeq and is a predicted model, not a curated record. Bases 558 to 2279 code for a protein of 573 amino acids. Lineage: Eukaryota; Metazoa; Chordata; Actinopteri; Perciformes; Nototheniidae. Gene Ontology annotation, cellular component: plasma membrane. Gene Ontology annotation, molecular function: transmembrane receptor protein tyrosine kinase adaptor activity.